Messenger RNA from Apis cerana (Asiatic honeybee), 2633 nucleotides. RefSeq names its product putative ATP-dependent RNA helicase DDX10. Gene Ontology annotation, molecular function: RNA helicase activity; ATP binding; nucleic acid binding. NCBI's taxonomy places the organism in Eukaryota, Metazoa, Arthropoda, Insecta, Hymenoptera, Apidae. The record is from RefSeq and is a predicted model, not a curated record.
CUAGUAUCUACCAGUUAUUGCCACGUGUUUUUACUAUACAUCACGUAUAAACAUAACCUCAUAAACAGCUUUUAUCAAGUAUUUUAAGAAAAAUUAAUAUAAUGUCAAAGAAAAAGAAAGUCAGAAUUUAUAGAACAAAAAAGAAACAAGAAUCCGAAACACAAAUAAUUGCAAAUCUACAAUCAAAAUAUGAUGUUAUUGAUGAAACAAAGGUAACAAAAUUUACAGAUCUUCCACUUUCAUCAAAGACCUUAAAAGGAUUAGCAGAAAGUAAUUAUUUUGAAAUGACAGAUAUUCAAAGACAAAGUAUUGGUUUAGCAUUGCGUGGAAAUGAUAUUUUAGGAGCAGCAAAAACUGGCAGUGGAAAAACUUUGGCAUUUCUUAUUCCAGUUUUAGAAAUAUUAUAUUGCAAACAGUGGACAAGAUUAGAUGGUCUUGGGGCACUUAUUAUUACACCAACCAGAGAACUUGCUUAUCAAAUUUAUGAAACUUUACGAAAAGUUGGUCAAUAUCAUGAUAUUUCAGCUGGCCUUAUUAUUGGUGGAAAAGAUUUAAAAUUUGAAAAAAGACGUAUGGAUCAAUGUAAUAUUAUUAUAUGUACUCCUGGUCGUUUGUUACAACAUAUGGAUGAAAAUCCUUUAUUUGAUUGUAUAAAUAUGCAGCUGUUGAUAUUAGAUGAAGCUGAUAGAUGUUUAGACAUGGGUUUUGAGCAAACUAUGAAUUCUAUUAUUGAGAACUUACCUCCAAAACGACAAACUCUUUUGUUUUCAGCAACACAAACAAAAUCUGUAAGAGAUUUAGCCAGGUUAAGUUUAAAAGAUCCUUUAUAUGUGUCAGUACAUGAACAUUCUAAACAUAUAACACCUGAAACACUUCAACAAAGUUAUGUUGUUUGUGCUUUAGAAGAUAAAAUAUCGAUGUUAUGGUCAUUUAUACGGAAUCAUUUAAAACAAAAAAUUAUUAUAUUUUUUUCUAGUUGUAAACAGGUAAAAUAUAUAAAUGAAAUAUUUUGUCGAUUAAGACCUGGUAUAAGUUUAUUGGCACUUUAUGGUACUUUGCAUCAACUUAAAAGAAUGGAAAUUUAUGAAACUUUUUGUAGAAAACAAUUUGCAGUUUUAUUUGCGACUGAUAUUGCUGCUCGUGGACUAGAUUUUCCUGCUGUAAAUUGGGUUAUACAAAUGGAUUGUCCAGAAGAUGUAAAUGCAUAUAUACAUCGUGCUGGUAGAACAGCAAGAUUGCAACAAAAUGGUGAAUGUUUAUUAGUUUUGCUACCUUCUGAAGAAAAAAUGGUACAGAAACUUAAAGAAUGCAAGAUACCAAUAUCUAUGAUACAAAUCAAUCCAAACAAAUUACAAUCUCCACAACGUAAAAUGGAAGCAUUAUUGGCACGAGAUGUUUCAUUAAAAGAAAGUGCUCAAAGAGCAUUUGUAGCAUAUGUAAGAUCGAUCUUUUUAAUGAAAGAUAAGGAAAUUUUUAAUGUUCAUGCAUUAAAUACUGAUUUAUUUUCAAGAUCUUUGGGUUUAGCUAUACCUCCAAGAAUUCGAUUUCUUCAAAGAUUGGAACAAAAACAACAAUUAAUUAAUCAACAUACUGAAGAAAAUAAACAAAUUAUUUCUCAUAAUAAAAUAAAUUGUAAUAUAAAUGAACAAAUAAAUAUUGAGUAUUAUAAUCACAAUGAUAAAGAGAAGGAACAAAAAAAUAUAUCUCAAACAAUAAAUCUAAAUGAUUUUACACUUGAUGACAGUGAUGAUGAUGAUAUAUUAACUGUGAAACGAAAAAAUAUAAAUUUUGAUGAUAUACCAGUUACUAUCAAUGAUAAAGAGGAUGAAGCUUCAAAUAAAAAAAAAGCAGUUACAAAAGCUGCUGUUGCUAAAAAAAUUCUUCGAAAAAAAAUAUUACCAAAUAAGAAAAUUAUCUUUAAUGAAGAGGGAAAGGAAUUACUAAAUCCCUCUAAAGUUAAAAUUUCCGAAUUAGCAAGGCAAUACGAAAAUGAAGAAGAUUCUGGUAUUAAUAUAGAAAUAGCUAAACAAAUAUUACGUGAAGAAGAUAAAUUUGAUAAACAACGAUUCAAAGAAAAAAUAAAGGAAAAACAUAGAGAAGAAAAACGCAAAUUAAAAGCUAACAAGAAAAAAGAUGAUACAGAUGGUGAAAAUGAAAUCGAAAAUACUACAAAGGAUUAUAGUAGUGAGCACAAUGAACCAGAUUUGUCCUGGUUACCAGAUCCAGAUAAAAUUUAUGGUAAACAACAAGAAAGUUCUAAAGAAAUUUUAAAUAUUUCGAAAUCAGAGGAAAGUGAAGAGGAAAGUGAAGAGGAAAGUGAAAAGGAAAGUGAAGAGGAAAGUGAAGAGGAAAGUAAAAUACAUAGACCAUUUAAAAGAAAACUCAUAGUGCAAAACGAAUGCAAAAAGAAAAAGAAAAAACAAAGAACAUCUCUUAAAACAGAUAAUACAGACUUAAAAGCGUAUGAGGAACUAGCAUUACAACUUCUACAGAAUUAAUAUAAUUAACUUAUUAUAUGUAGAUCAAGAUUUUAAUAAUUUGUAUAUAUUCUAUAAUAACAAUAUUGUUAAUAAUAUUAAAUAUUGUUAACUAUAACAUUUUUAUUCAAUUAAAAUAAAUUAAAUCUACUAAUA